AGGAAUCCACAACCCAUCUCCCUUCUUCAACUUCCCUGCCUUUCCCCCCUUCAAAAUCUCAACUUUCCCUUCUUCCCUUUCCCCAUCAUCGAAUUCCCUCCCACCGCCACCAUCUUCAGACCUGAAAGCCCUGCAGUGGCGCGAGAAGGACUGCCCACCACCACCACCUCCCUUCUGGACACGAAAAAGCCCUGCUGCUGGUCUGAGGAACCUACAGCUUCCCUUCUGCCGCUCGCCGCAGCAAGCCGCCAAUUGAUCGACCGGGUAGACAUGGAACUUAGCAAUUGCAACGGCAGCCAUUACACAAACCCAAAUCCAAACCAAGAUAGCUGGAAUUUUUUUCUCGGAUGAGUGUU
This is a messenger RNA of Linum tenue, 356 nucleotides long. Lineage: Eukaryota; Viridiplantae; Streptophyta; Magnoliopsida; Malpighiales; Linaceae. The record is from the annotation of a GenBank genome assembly.